Molecule: messenger RNA, 225 nt
Organism: Dracunculus medinensis (Guinea worm)
Lineage: Eukaryota; Metazoa; Nematoda; Chromadorea; Rhabditida; Dracunculidae
Source: the annotation of a GenBank genome assembly
AUGACACAUGUCGAACCAUCUACUGAAUCCAUUGAACGUUAUUCAUUCGGUUAUACAACGGAAUUUUCGAAUCAAAAACCAACGAUUACUGCGAAACAGUUGUGUCAAAGAUUACAAAGUCAAGAAUGUGCUGCAAAAAUUAGUCUGAAUGAUAUUCCUGUCAAGACUUCGCGUGAUUCUUCAUCAUCAUUAUUAUCAUUAGUUAAUUGCAUCGCUCCACGAUAA